This is a messenger RNA of Alnus glutinosa, 486 nucleotides long. RefSeq lists its product as uncharacterized. NCBI's taxonomy places the organism in Eukaryota, Viridiplantae, Streptophyta, Magnoliopsida, Fagales, Betulaceae. Bases 1 to 486 code for a protein of 161 amino acids. The transcript has a single exon. The record is from RefSeq and is a predicted model, not a curated record.
AUGGACUCUGAAUCAGUUAAGCCAAAUGAAAGCGAGAAGCGCAAGCAACUUGACCGUGAAAUCAAAGAUAUGGUCACUGCCAUGACUCACCGCGUUUCAGAUCUUCACAAAUCAGGUUCGAGCAAUUUGCAGGAUGAGGAUGAUCUAGAUGAUGAUCAUGGUGUAAGAAUCAUCACGCUUGCUGGAACCAACACUGGAGCCACCAUGCGAAGUGAGCUGGACGAGAAACCCAAUCCUGCUGAUCAUGGGUUUUCAUUUGGGGAGCCUGAGCCGCUGAGCACCUACGUGAACAGCAAUUUCCAAGCCAUCAACAACUCGAUCAUGAUGGGUGGCAACUACAAAAGCAACGACCCGGGUGUUCAUUUGGACAUCUCCGACUUCUUUGAGAGAAAAGGCCAUAAGCCAGACAAGCGCGGAAAGAAGCUGGAAAAGAAAAGAGACAAGGAAAACCUGAAAAGCGACCAUACCCCCGACCAUUCUGACUGA